This is a messenger RNA of Teleopsis dalmanni, 881 nucleotides long. RefSeq names its product extensin-like. The record is from RefSeq and is a predicted model, not a curated record. The coding region runs from base 115 to 846 and encodes 243 amino acids. Lineage: Eukaryota; Metazoa; Arthropoda; Insecta; Diptera; Diopsidae. The transcript is spliced from 2 exons.
UCGGUGUGGUUACUUAAUUAAAUCUAAAGCACAUCAAAGCAAUUUUUAAAGAUACUUCUUCGGUCAUAUCAAUCUCAAUUUUAAGUUACUUCUGUUAACGAAGAAGAACCGAAAAUGAAAUUACUAAUACUGAUGUUGUGCUCGAUAGCACUUGUUGCAGCAGAUGUGUCACAUCUUUUUGGACAUGAACACGACCACCACCAUCAUCAUGAACAUCAUGACGAUGACCACCAUCAUCACGAACAUCACGAACACCAUGAACAUCACGAACAUCCAGGCUACAACUACGAACCACCUAACAUACCUUUCGAAUUGCCGAAACCAACAUAUUUGCCGCCUCCACCACCACCGCCACCACCAAAACCACAACCAACUUAUUUACCUCCACCACCACCAACACCAAAAUACAUUCCUCCUCCUCCACCACCACCACCGAAACCAGAACCAACUUAUUUACCCCCACCACCACCAACACCUAAAUAUAUACCACCUCCACCACCAACACCAAAAUAUAUUCCUCCCCCACCACCACCACCACCAAAACCACAACCAACUUACUUACCUCCACCACCACCAACACCAAAAUACAUUCCUCCCCCACCACCACCAGUUCCUACUUACUUACCACCCAAAACAACAAGACCUCCACCACCACCACCACCAGCGCCUACACAAACUUAUUUACCUCCAGUAGUUGUAAAGCCUACUUUCACAAUUCCAGUGCCGUCUUAUGCUGAAAUUUUGGAACCUGAAGUAAACUAUAUACCACCAGCAGAACCUGUCCAAGAAGAAGUCGUAAGCGGUGGCUAUCACUAUGAUGCUCCAGCCAAACCCUUCUUCUUUUAAUUUACGUUUAAGUUAGUUAUGAAUUGGUUACGAGA